Molecule: messenger RNA, 360 nt
Organism: Protopolystoma xenopodis
Lineage: Eukaryota; Metazoa; Platyhelminthes; Monogenea; Polystomatidea; Polystomatidae
Source: the annotation of a GenBank genome assembly
UCUCUUCUCUUCUCUUCUCUUCUCUUCUCUUCUCUUCUCUUCUCUUCUCUUCUCUUCUCCUCUCCUCUCUUCUCUUUUCUUCUCCUCUCCUCUCCUCUCGUCUCGUCUCGUCUCCUCUCCUCUCGCUAUCCUCAGGCGACCACAGAACAAGGAGACAUGCCGGAAUUCUUUGAUGCCAGCGAUUCUCCCGAUUCAUCUAAAGAGUUCAUUCUGGCCAAAGAGAUUUCCGAUCCGUUGUUAUGCAACGAAAUAACCAUCCAGUUUUUGGCUUAUUCAAGGCAAGUUGCUCAAAGUGGCUCCAUUAUACUUCGUAUGGGCACCGUUGUCAGAAGACUCGAGUCCGUCCACCAACCCUCUUAG